AUGUUGUUCGGAAGCAGCUUCUCCUUGCUGGUGUUGGUGCUGGUGCUGCUCUCGGUGCUGUCUACAGGCAUCUCGGCGAAGAAACCAAACUUCAUCUACAUCAUCACCGACGAUCAAGAUCAUGCCACUGCCAACGAGCACAUCAUGCCCUUGAUGCACCAGUGGCUGGCCGACGCUGGUACGACCUACACGCACUUCUACACGCCCAUGUCGGUCUGCUGUCCCUCGCGCGUCGGGUUCCUGCGAAGUCAACACGGCCAUUCGCACAACGUGACCAAUGUCGUGCUUCCCUUUGGCGGGUGGACACGCUUUGUUGCUCAAGGAUAUCGCAAGGACUACUUGCCCACAUGGCUGCAACAGGCAGGGUACAACACAUACUACACGGGCAAGCUGAUGAACGGCAACACGGUGAAAAACUGGAAGACGAGUCCCGUGCAGGGUUUCAACAGAUCCGCGAUCCUCGUCGAUCCAUUCACGUACAUCUACAACAACGCCUCGUUUGCAGUCGACGGGGAAAAGCUGGUGCAGUACCCGAACAACUACAGCACCGAUCUCAUCCGCGAUUUCGGGCUGGAGUACCUCGAGCACGCCGCGCAAUCCGACCGUCCCUUCUUUAUUGGCAUUGCGCCCAUUGGUCCUCACGCCCAGACCGAGAACUCGCGCUUCACCAACCCCGUCCCGGCGGAUCGACACGCACACCUGUUCGACGAUGAGAUCACGCCACGCAAGGCCUCGUUCAACCCACUCAACGCAUCGGGUGCCAGCUACGUCAAGGACCUGGCGCGGCUGAACGCCACGGUGGUCGAGUACCUCGACGAAUGGUAUCGCGACCGUCUGCGCGCGCUCCAGUCGGUCGACGAGCUGGUCGAUGCCAUCCUGCGCAAAGCCGAGCAACUCGGUGUCCUCGACGACACCUAUGUCAUCUACACCUCUGACAACGGGUACACGGUGGGGGAGCACCGACGCCAGCCGGGCAAGACGACGGGGUAUGAAGAAGACAUUCGCGUGCCCCUCGUCGUCCGCGGUCCCGGCGUGCCUGCGGGAAAGCGCGACGACGGUGUUCACAGCAACAUCGACCUUGCCGCGACCAUCGUGCACUCGUCCGGUGCGCAGCCGAGCUACGAUCUCGACGGCCGCGUGAUGAACUGGGCCGCAGACCACGCCGCCCUCAGCUUCCGCGAUUCCGGCACGGCCACACACCACCUGAGUGAGUUCUGGGUCUCGCAGAUCGGCGGCGCGGUCGAGGGCAACUACUCGUCGCUCGGCGGCAAGAUCCUCUCCAAGUACCGCACUCUCCGCAUCAAGGACCAAGCGCACGAUCUCGCCUACACGGUCUGGUGCACGGGCGAGCGCGAGCUAUACGACAUGCACAACGACGACGUGCAGAUGCACAACCUCCUUGCCGACCUCGCCUUGUACGCUGAGCUCAACAGCACCCGCACAGAACCGCAGCGCAUCGCCUCGCGUCUCGACGCCCUGCUGCUCAACCUCAAGACGUGCUCCGGCAGCCUAUGCCGACGGCUCUGGUACAACUUGUUCCCCGAGGGCCAGGUGACGAGCUUGCAGCAGGCACUGCAGCCGCAAUGGGACGCCUACUUUGAUGCCCUACCCCGCGUGCAUUCGGACAACUGCAGAGACGGCUACUUUCCGGCCGAGGAACAACCGGCUUGGAGGAACGAGCUGGUGUACGUCGACGAGUCGCUGGUGAAGUGA
Messenger RNA from Sporisorium graminicola, 1713 nucleotides. RefSeq lists its product as uncharacterized. The transcript has a single exon. The record is from RefSeq and is a predicted model, not a curated record. Bases 1 to 1713 code for a protein of 570 amino acids. Gene Ontology annotation, molecular function: glycosaminoglycan binding; arylsulfatase activity; N-acetylglucosamine-6-sulfatase activity. Lineage: Eukaryota; Fungi; Basidiomycota; Ustilaginomycetes; Ustilaginales; Ustilaginaceae. Gene Ontology annotation, biological process: phenol-containing compound metabolic process.